Molecule: messenger RNA, 537 nt
Organism: Dujonia railenensis
Lineage: Eukaryota; Fungi; Ascomycota; Pichiomycetes; Serinales; Debaryomycetaceae
Source: the annotation of a GenBank genome assembly
AUGGUUCAAGUCUUUGAAAACUCACAUACAUUUAGCCACGAUUUCAAGACCGUGACCUUUGCAUACUUAAAUAGAUAUCCCAACCCCUAUGCGCUGCAUGUUUUAAGUCAGGAUACACUUGAAACGUUUGUCGACGCUGAUGGGUGCUUACAGACUACAAAGUUCAUAAUUAAAAGAGGCAGAUUACCUAAAUUUAUGAUGCCAUUCCUCGGAGGCAGCUUGGACUCAUGGAUCAUAGAAAAGACUUAUAUCAACCCGAAAACUGAAACAAUGUUGACUUACACUUCCAACGUCGAUCACCGUAAGUUUAUAAGAGUGGAAGAGUUCUUGAGAUAUACAGGAAAUAAGGAUGGCGAAACCACUAACGUUGUGUCCAAGGUUAAAUUUUCAUCUAAUUUAAUCGGUUUCAAGCAGAGGAUUGAAGACUGGAGCAGAAAUAAAUUUUCCAAGAAUUUCUCCAAUUCGAGAGAAGGGUUAAAGUUUGUGAUGAAUAGAUUUAAGGAAUCGAGUAGCUGGAAACAGGUUUCCAGUGCUUAA